This is a messenger RNA of Thamnophis elegans (Western terrestrial garter snake), 1453 nucleotides long. Its product is annotated as ubiquitin carboxyl-terminal hydrolase 48-like. Gene Ontology annotation, molecular function: cysteine-type deubiquitinase activity; protein binding; cysteine-type endopeptidase activity. Lineage: Eukaryota; Metazoa; Chordata; Lepidosauria; Squamata; Natricidae. The record is from RefSeq and is a predicted model, not a curated record. Gene Ontology annotation, biological process: protein deubiquitination.
AUGCGAGUGAAAGCCCUCUGCAAGGACUGCGUGGUGGAGAGAUGCCGGGUGCUGCGGCUGAAAAGUCGGCUAAGCGAGGACUACAAAGCCGUCUGCAACCUCCUCAAAGCAGCCGUCAAGGGGAGCGAUGGGUUUUGGGUAGGAAAGUCCUCCCUACGGAGCUGGCGCCAGCUGGCCCUGGAGCAGCUGGACGACUCGGACGAGGACACCGAACCAAGCAAUGGCAAGAUGAACGGUGACGCCAAGGAGAGAGAGGAGCCCAGUGCAGAGAAAGGAGGAGAAGAAGAGGAGCUGAAGUUCAACGAGGACAUUGUCUGCCCCCACGAGCUGUGCCUGGACUGCCGAGAAGGACUGUUGUACCAGCAGCAGAGAGACCUGCGUGAAUACACCCAGGCUACCAUCUACGUGCGGAAAGUGGUGGAUGAUAAAAAUCGGUUUUACACCCUACCCCCUCCUCUCCAGCCAGAAAAAUCUGGGGAUUCAAAGGGUCAUGAAGGAACUGCUCCGGAGCUGAAUGUCAGCAGUUCGGAGGCCGAAGAAGAGCGGGAGGAAGCCAGGGCAGAAGGGGAACACGAUCCGGACUUCAACCAGGCGAACAGCAAUGCCAAGCGGCAGAAAGUCUCGCACCCCAACUCCGUGGUCUGUCAGAAGCAGGGCAUCCGGCGCAGCACCCGGCACAGGAGGACGGGGGAAAAAGCCCUCCUCGUCUCCGCCAACCAGACGCUGAAGGACCUGAAGAUCCAGAUCAUGCACGCUUUCUCUGUGGCUCCCUUCGACCAGAACCUCUCAAUUGACGGGACGGUGCUGUCCGACGAUGUGGCCACGCUGGGCAGCCUGGGGGUCACUCCCGAGUCUGUGGUUCUGUUGAAGGCCGAUGAGCCAAUUGUGGAUUAUGCGGCGAUAGAUGACGUUAUGCAAGUCUGCAUUCCGGAGGAAGGUUUUAAAGGGACCGUCUCCUUGGACACUAACGUUUGUUCUUCGGCCAGCCGGCCACUCCUGAAAUUGCCCGAAUGGGAAAGGAUUUUGGGCCCUCGGGGGGGAAAGCAACCGGCAGCCUCUCAGAGGGACAACCCCCCCCUUCAGUCCGGCCACCCCCACGGCCUCAUCUUGGUGCAGAUUUGGGAGAGAGGACUCCCGAGAGGGAGCCCCUACUUGAUGUCCCCCUUGAAACAGAUUCUUGAAACAGAUUUUAAAAGCGGUUGAAGAAGCCAAUGACGGAUGGCCUCCUCAAGACGGGAGCGGGAAGCACGUCGGCCCCCAGAGCUCCUCAAGCAGACAGCGGCCAACCCUCUUUCUGGGGACCCCUUCCUGAGCACCACUUCUCCCUUUGGGGGCCACUGUUCCUGGACCGAGGCAUUCUCCCCCAAAUCGGGGCCUUCUCUCCAGGACAGCUUGUGAUGUCUGACCAGAGAGGGGCCGAUGCGCUCCCGAAGUUUGCAGCCGCUUCCCCCCC